UCCCGACGCCGCCAGCAUGCCAUCCCGACUGAGGAAGACCAGGAAGCUGAGGGGACACGUCAGCCACGGCCACGGUCGCAUCGGCAAGCACAGGAAGCAUCCCGGUGGCCGUGGCAAUGCUGGGGGCAUGCACCACCACAGGAUUAACUUUGACAAAUAUCAUCCUGGUUAUUUUGGGAAAGUUGGUAUGAGACACUACCACUUGAAGAAGAACCAGAAUUUCUGCCCUACUGUUAAUCUGGAUAAACUGUGGACACUUGUUAGUGAACAGACAAGACUCAACUAUGCAAAAAAUCAGGCUGGAUUAGCACCUGUCAUUGAUGUUGUACGCUCGGGUUAUUACAAAGUCCUGGGCAAAGGGAAGCUGCCCAAACAGCCUGUAAUUGUGAAAGCAAAAUUCUUCAGCAGGAAAGCAGAGGAGAAGAUCAAAGAAGUUGGUGGAGCCUGUGUGCUUGUGGCAUAAAGGAUUUUUUCAUCAAGUUUGAAUAAAGACUGUAUCAAA
Molecule: messenger RNA, 502 nt
Organism: Gopherus flavomarginatus (Mexican gopher tortoise)
Lineage: Eukaryota; Metazoa; Chordata; Testudines; Testudinidae
Product: 60S ribosomal protein L27a
Exons: 1
Coding region: 17-463 (148 amino acids)
Biological process (GO): translation
Cellular component (GO): ribosome; cytosolic large ribosomal subunit
Molecular function (GO): structural constituent of ribosome
Source: RefSeq, a predicted model, not a curated record